AUGCCCCGGGCAAUUUUGAGCUUCCUUCUGAUCACAUUGAUCUUUGACAUUAAGAAGGUGACUUGCUUGCAGUGUGCAUCUGAGCUCGUCGGGGACUCCGUGAACGCUUUGGUUGAGGGCGACUGUCUCCUCCCGGUGUAUCAGCACGGCGAUCUCUACAGUCAGAAGAGCACAGAGAAGGAAAAGGGCGAAGGAUGCAGACAGCUUCGCAAGCAUACUGCGUUGCAUUGCACCACAUGCAACCUCCCGUGGCACAUGGUUCUGGACAGGACAUAUGUGCAUGGGAUGAAGAGCCCAAGAAGACAACAGCAAGAGACAGAGCAGCACCACGCCUCAUGGCAAGGACAAAAUACAUGGCAAUGGGACCAGCAGCAAGGCAAAUCGCCCAGGCAGAAAAAGAAUCGAGCCCGCAGUGCCAAGAGUUCGAAGCAACCUGGCCAAGGGAUUCCUCCACAGAUGCCCAUGUUGCCUGGACCACCCAUGCACAAUGCUGCCAUGGCACCAAUGGCCCCUAUGAUGGCAUGGAAUGUGCAGCCGCAAAUGAUGCAGCCGUAUCAACCGAUGCAUGCACAACAGCCAUUGCCACCACCACCGAUGCCGCCCAGCGCUGUGAUGCCCAAUGUGCCACCAGCGCAAAUGCCAUCGGUAAUGGGCCCCAAUUUUGUGAUGCCUACUAUGCCCAAAAUGCCGCCUAUGCCACAACCACAGGCAUCGGAGACAAUUGGCACGGAUCUGAUGACGAUGCUACGUCAAGACGUUGCCGAAUUGCCGCUCCACAUACAGAAGGCGGUAAAAGAGUCCACCCUCAAGGAAGGAGUGAAGGACGGGGCGAAGGCGACCAAGGACUUGCAGGCUGCAGCAAAGCAAUUGGGGUCGGCGAGGAAAGCGUACGAAGCAUCCAUCCUCGCGCGAUCACAGCUGCACUCCAACUGGAAGAAAUUUCUUUCAGAUGCUGUGAGUUUGUGGCAAGACUAUGCCACGCAGUUCACUGCACAGGAACGAAAGCUUCAAGAUCAGGUUGCAGCGGCCAAGGAGACUUUCCUGUUGGCCAAAGAGGCAUCAGCAAAGGCGCACGAGGCUGCAGGCGCUGUGCAGGAGAUCCAUUCGGACGAGGAAUUUGGAGAUGUUCCAAAUGUACCCUCUGCUGCUGCAGCCAGAAUCACGGAAAGUAUGACUGGACUGUCCCAGUCACUUCAAGAUCUACAACAGCAGGCCGCAGCAAUCGAUGCAGAGGAGAAGCAGCAUCAAGCCAAGAGACCUCGCACAGCACAGGGAGUUCCGGACGCCCAAAUGCAAAACGAGGAAAUGGACUCAGAUGAGAACAAUGAGAAUGCGCAGCAUCGAGCACCAGGACACCUGGAACACAUGCAGGACUUUACGGACAACAUUGUUGUUCCCCAUGAUCCCAAUCUGGACAGCACCUCGAACAAUGCUGCAGCGGCCACGAGUAGCAGCGUGGCGGCCCACGGUUUGCCAACCGGAGGAGCAGAAGAUCAUUUUGCUGCUGGAGAUGGAGGUCAAGAUCAAGGAUCUGCGGAGGAUGAUCAACUUUCAUCAGAACCGCACUCAAUUGACAUGGAACCAAGUGCUGGACCGCUUUUCAAUUGUCAUUUCUACAGGCUCCGACAUCCUCCUUUGCACAUGUUCAUGAAGAACGCAGCUGGGGUCCCUAUGUUGACGGAGCUUGCACGCAAAUUGGAUGUAGUUGCGGCAUCAUUGCUACAGGCACACACCAUCCUGGCGCCGAUGGUUGGAGAUUGUCGUGAUGACUUCUCCUUCAUCAUCCAGUCGAUCACAGAUUUACCUGCAGCUUCAUCCGACGCGCUUGUGAUCAUUGACGUUGAAUUGCAUUUUCACACAACUGCGUCUGGUAUGCAGCCAUUGCCGGCUGCGACCCGAAGAGUACACAGAGUACCACGUCAUCUCUCAAGAGCAGGAGUGCUACACUACGCUGGAGUUCGACAGUAUUGUGAAUGGCAGAAUGAUGCAUGCCUUGUCCAAUACAACAACGUGCUUUGGGACAUCAGUCAGCCUGCUUCCAAAGUGAUGAGACAUGGCACAUACCUGCAUGUGACGGUACCGCCACCAGUACAAUUGCUCAACACGCUGCAUGCAGUACAUGUGGCUGAGCACCCAGUGGCCAAUCAUCAGGGAGUUCAUGACACAGUACCAGCACCAGCACCCUCAACCUCUGCCCCAUCACCGCCUUCUGCAUCUUUGCCGGCACGAAGGCCGAGGCAUGCUGUGCAUCUGGAUCAUUGGCAGGAUCAACUUAAUCAGCUUUACGAAGAUGAAGCAAUUGUUGAGUUUGAAGAGGAGGGCCGAAUUCUUUAUGUUUGGACCUGGUUCAUCCACCAUGAUCGCUACAAACUUUGUAGCGUGCCCCGCAUUGUGAAGUUGGACGCGUUCAGACAUUUAUGGUAUCAAGACCUCACAGAGCCAUGGCAGGAACUCCUUAAUCCUGAUGAUCCCAUCACAUUGGCAGUCAUCGGCCAUCGGCCACCACAUGCUACCACGACCAUGGACACAGUACACCUGAUGAUCGAACAACAGCCUCGAGAAGCACGAGCUGCGGGAGUCGUGUCGGCUGUUUUCCAUGGGCAACAUGAGGAUCGACUGCUUCAAGCUGCAUAUUCACUGCCGCGGUGGCUCUGUGUUGAAGAUCUUAUUGACAUCAUUGAGAUCAACCACAUUUGCGAGGUCCAGGUUUGUACUGCCCUCUCUGGCAUUGCGCACUUUGAGAAGUUCAUACGACAUGAGAUACCUUCGGCCAUCAGUAUUGAACUCCAUGUCCGCCCUCCAGAUUGUCAUGCUGAUCAACGAGCUUCCAGCUCCAGUGAGCCGUUCCAACCUCAAAGACUGAUGCCAACGGGAGCUCAUGCGCUCCUGCAGCGUAGCACCAGUCUGGACCGCCAUGUAGCAGGCAGUGUCCAAGGACGGCACCUGAUGCAACUGAGGAGGAGAUGGCACCGACACCGACCUCAACAACCAACAGAGUCAGGAGGCGAUCCAUCAGAGCACAUAUCGGACGAGCAUGAUCAAAUUCCGCAGCGAGUUGCAGCCUGUGCCACUAAUGCUCCGCCUGCACUCCCGAUGCUGAUCCCUAUAUGGCCAACAGAAUGGACAACCCUCCUUGAUGUCUGGACCUUCUACUUCAAUCAAGCUGUGAUGCCUGAAGGAGCGUCUAUUGUAGCUGAAGUAUGGUACUCAGAUCACACCCGGCGCACAUGGUCUGAAGCUGGACAAACAGUCACUUUGCAGGCUGAUUUCACGCAGUGGGUGCCUCGCAUCCUUGAUGCAUGGCCGGAAUGGUAUUUACCUGAACUGUCGUAUGAAAUCUUCGUGGUCAAGCCUAUACACCACUUGGAGGCAACGAUGGAGUACAAUUUCAUGUUCUGCUUCUCCAACAGCCGCGACCUGAGCACAAGACCAUCUUGCUUACGGUGA
Cladocopium goreaui is the source of this 3447-nucleotide messenger RNA. NCBI's taxonomy places the organism in Eukaryota, Dinophyceae, Suessiales, Symbiodiniaceae. The record is from the annotation of a GenBank genome assembly.